AUGGCGCGCACUUCUCUCCUCAGACCCCUCUCAGCCCUCGCAGCUUCCCGCUCCGCCUUCGCCCCCUCCGUCACCCGCGCAGCGAGGUUCAUCAACACUGGGCCCACACAUGCGGCCGGCGAGGCUGGCAUCGACUACCGUGUAUUGGAGGGCAUCGACGGCUUCCUGCCAAAGGAGAACUUUGACAGGAUCACAGAGUGGCAGGGAGGUCUCUGGGAGAGGCUCCAGAGGGAGGUCAACAACAACCCUGCGCUCGCCGAGACCAAGCAGAAAUGGGACACCAAGGGCCUCGAUAUUGUCGACCUCCUCGGCGUUUCAGCAAGAGAUAAAAGCUUGAGCUUGACUUACAAUUAUGCUGCUCUUUUGGCCAACAACUCUUUCUUCUUGGACACUCUUAAUCCCGAUGCGAAGAAGACCCCUGAUGCCAAGUUUGCUUCUCUGCUGGAAAAGCUCGAGGGCUACGCUGAAGGUAUCGUCGGUGGUGGCUGGUUAUGGAUCGUCAAGACCGGCGACCGUGAAGAGGACAUUGACAUCAUCCCCACCUUUGCUUCCGGCACCCUUCUCAUCCCCGGUCGCGCCCAAUCGUCCCGCGCAGCCCAACUCUUCCAACAACCUCUCCACUCUUCCACCUCCCUCCCUGAAUCCUCCUUGCCCGCUUCCGACGCCGAGGCCGCCCCCGAAGCUCCCCCAAGCAAAGCCGAACAGACCAGGCUCGCUAAAAAGACCGUCGGCGCCUACCCCUCCCCUCUCGCCGUCGUCAACCUUUACGAGCUCGCAUGGCUCGGUGACAAGUAUGGUGUAUGGGGAAAGAAGGAGUAUGUGAGGGAUUGGUUCAACAGUCUGGACUGGGAGAAGGUGAAGCAGAGGCAUGCUCAAGUUUAUGCUUGA
Messenger RNA from Cryptococcus wingfieldii CBS 7118, 888 nucleotides. RefSeq lists its product as hypothetical. The record is from RefSeq and is a predicted model, not a curated record. The coding region runs from base 1 to 888 and encodes 295 amino acids. The transcript is spliced from 4 exons. NCBI's taxonomy places the organism in Eukaryota, Fungi, Basidiomycota, Tremellomycetes, Tremellales, Cryptococcaceae.